GGGGAUUAUGACGUCACUUCCUUAUCGGUGAAGGAUGGCGGCGUCGGUGUCUCCGGGGCGGGAUGUGUUCGCUGAGGGGCUGCUGGAGCUGCUGAAGCCGGCGGUGCAGCAGCUGGAUUCCCAUGUUCAUGCCGUGAGGGAGAGCCAGGUGGAUCUGCGGGAGCACAUUGACAGUCUGGCGUCAGAGCUGUGUAGGAUUAACGAGGAUCAGAAGGUCGCUCUGGACCUGGACCCGUAUGUGAAGAAGCUGCUGAACGCCCGUCGCCGUGUGGUCCUGGUGAACAACAUCCUGCAGAACGCCCAGGAGAGGCUGAGGCGCCUCAAUCACAGCGUGGCCAAGGAGACGGCCCGCAGGAGAGCCAUGCUGGACUCAGGAGCCCAUUCCCAGUGAGGAGGCGCAGUAGGAGCUGAGCUACGCCUGACAUCGGCAUAUGAGGUUUCCGGAAGCCCUGGCGUUGUGGGCGUCGCCUUCCGGGAUCUAAAUCCAGCACAGCCACCAAUGAGGCUCCAGGUGCCUCCUCGCUCCGCCCUCCAGUCUUUCAUAGCUGCCAUGCAUGAACCGUAACCAUGUAGCAGGGCCCCCAGCCGAGGGGCCACGUCUGUAAUCUACUGCCCACGGGUUUUUUGUGGCAUUACAUUAGCUAAUCUCCAGCAAUCGAUAUGCAGGGGGUUGAGCUUCAGAGCCGUUAUAGCGGCGUCUUCGUGAAGCCAUUGAAGCGUUACUGUCCGGUGACGAUGUGGAGACAUCAAUCUGGGCGCGGGCACUGUCUGAGGGGGACGGGUUAAGUUUUGUAAAAAUGCUUUAUUAUCUCAUUUGUGCCGCUAUCUCUUGUAGUCUGCAAUAAACGUUCUGUGUUUUGGCUUGUGA
Bufo bufo (common toad) is the source of this 868-nucleotide messenger RNA. It is a transcript of the gene SNAPIN, whose product is annotated as SNAP associated protein. The record is from RefSeq and is a predicted model, not a curated record. Gene Ontology annotation, molecular function: SNARE binding. Gene Ontology annotation, biological process: endosome to lysosome transport; regulation of synaptic vesicle exocytosis; lysosome localization. The coding region runs from base 35 to 391 and encodes 118 amino acids. The transcript is spliced from 4 exons. Gene Ontology annotation, cellular component: synaptic vesicle; BLOC-1 complex; BORC complex. NCBI's taxonomy places the organism in Eukaryota, Metazoa, Chordata, Amphibia, Anura, Bufonidae.